Trichomycterus rosablanca is the source of this 995-nucleotide messenger RNA. It is a transcript of the gene col5a2b, whose product is annotated as collagen, type V, alpha 2b. The record is from RefSeq and is a predicted model, not a curated record. Gene Ontology annotation, cellular component: extracellular matrix. NCBI's taxonomy places the organism in Eukaryota, Metazoa, Chordata, Actinopteri, Siluriformes, Trichomycteridae. The transcript has 14 exons. The coding region runs from base 57 to 995 and encodes 312 amino acids. Gene Ontology annotation, molecular function: protein binding.
GAUUUCUAUCCUCGGCUGGACCCCUUCAAGGCUUUUCGAGUGUCCCGAGGGGUACAAUGGGCAGCAGUCGUUACCUCAGGACGUCCGUGUGGCUGGCGCUGACCCUGGCUCAGGUGCUGUGGGUGGCAUGUAAAGCACCAAAGACGGUAACCCAAAAGAGCUGUAAAGACGGAGGUGUGACGUACAAACAUAACGCCAUCUGGAAGCCAGAUCCAUGCAGGCUGUGUGUUUGUGACAAAGGCAACAUUGUGUGUGAAGAGAUUCGCUGUGAGAAACUGAAGGGCUGCGAGAAGGUCACAGUACCAGAAGGAGAGUGCUGCCCUGUGUGCGAAAGAUUUGCCAGUGCUCGUGGACGAGUCGAGGUAAUGUCUCUCAGGGGACCAAAAGGAGAGCCUGGUGAUAUUCCUACUGUUGUUGGACUACCUGGACGACCUGGAGCAAUGGGCAACCCAGGUAAAGACGGUCCGCCAGGACAUCGUGGCUUUAAAGGGAGAAAGGGUGAUUCAGGUCCACCUGGUUUUGAUGGUACACCAGGUGUACCAGGAAUACCAGGUCGGCCAGGUCCAGCAGGGCAGUCUGCAUUACCAGGGAGUCAGUUUACCUCUCAGAUGGCCUCAGGAUUCCAUGACGGCAAGGCAGGAGUGGCAGGAAUGGUCUCUGGAUCACCUGGUGAAGCAGGACCAAGAGGACAUCAAGGUCCAGCAGGUCCACCUGGCCCGACUGGAGCACAGGGCAGCCCUGGAGAACCAGGCGAUCCUGGACCCAUGGGUACACAUGGACCAAGGGGUCCAGAGGGUCCACUUGGAAAACCUGGCCUAGAUGGUGAACCUGGUGAGUCAGGAAAAAAAGGAGAAGAUGGAUUACCAGGGUCUCAGGGGUCCAGAGGAUUUCCAGGUUUACCAGGUUUUCCAGGACUUAAAGGCCACUGGGUGCACAGGGAUCAAGAGGAGAGCCAGGUGCUGUUGGAUCAAAGGUCAGAUAUAUUACAGGUGUAA